Molecule: messenger RNA, 3541 nt
Organism: Tribolium madens (black flour beetle)
Lineage: Eukaryota; Metazoa; Arthropoda; Insecta; Coleoptera; Tenebrionidae
Gene: Elk
Product: potassium voltage-gated channel subfamily H member 8
Exons: 15
Coding region: 233-3304 (1023 amino acids)
Biological process (GO): potassium ion transmembrane transport; regulation of membrane potential
Cellular component (GO): membrane
Molecular function (GO): voltage-gated potassium channel activity
Source: RefSeq, a predicted model, not a curated record
CUUCGUUCAUCGGGAAUCGUGGAAGCUCAUCGUGGUGUAAUGGUGAUAUUCCGUGAUCUGAAAUUUGAGAGUGAAACGUGUGAUUAAAAAUUCUAAAUUCAGUAUUUUAGAUCUAAGAAAAAAGGACAAUCAAAAAGUGUUAUCAUCAACAUGGGCUUCCCGUUUCGCAAUAACAAUCAGCACUAAAAACUGAGGGAAAAGGGCUUUUCUAUUUCGGUGUUGUCGAGGUCCAAUGCCGGCACGAAAAGGGCUUCUAGCGCCUCAGAACACCUUCUUGGAUACCAUUGCUACACGCUUUGAUGGAACGCAUAGCAACUUCGUUUUGGGAAAUGCACAAGUUCCAUCUUUGUAUCCCAUUGUAUACUGCUCAGAUGGUUUCUGUGAACUCACAGGCUACGCUAGAGCUCAAAUCAUGCAAAAGGGAUGCGCUUGCAAAUUUUUGUACGGCCCGGAAACUAAGGAUGAACACAAAGCUCAAAUAGACAAGGCUCUUGAAUCGAAAGUCGAGCUUAAAUUAGAAGUUAUAUUUUACAAAAAGAAUGGCACACCAUUUUGGUGCUUAUUGGAUAUCGUACCUAUAAAAAAUGAAAAAAGGGAAGUGGUCCUAUUCCUCGCAUCACACAAAGACAUAACGAACACAAAAAUGGCCGAAAUGUCGGAAUCUGAAUUAUAUGAUAGUGCAGCCGUUCUUGGAGCUCGCUUCCGAAGUGCUGACCCUUGCCUCGUUCCAGACGCCAAUGGUAACCUCGAUCCCGAGGUUCCACCUACAAAUUAUAGACGAAGACGUUCAAGAGCCGUCUUAUAUCAGCUUUCAGGUCAUUACAAACCUGAGAAGGCAAAAAGUAAAUUAAAACUAAAUAAUAAUUUGUUGAGUUCCACCCCAGCACCUUUGCCCGAAUACAAAACUUCCGCAAUAAAAAAAAGUAGAUUUAUUAUAUCUCACUAUGGUAUGUUUAAAAACGGAUGGGACUGGCUUAUAUUGAUGGCUACGUUUUAUGUUGCUGUUGUCGUUCCUUACAACGCUAGUUUUCUGAAUUCUGAAAGGCCGUCGGUCAUUAUGGAUGUUAUUGUCGAAGCACUGUUUUUUAUAGAUAUAUUAUUAAAUUUUCGAACAACCUAUGUCAAUAGAAAAGGAGAAGUCGUAUCCAACUGGAAAGCAAUAUCUCUCAACUACUUGAGGACCUGGUUUAUCGUGGAUAUGCUUGCAGCACUGCCAUUCGAUUUACUGUAUGCACUUUACGGUGAAGAGAAAUCGAGCCCUUUUCGACCUCAUCUUAUCAAACUAACUCGACUUCUUCGCUUGGCCAGACUUCUUCAAAAAAUGGAUCGCUACUCGCAGUAUAGUGCAAUGAUUUUAACUUUACUUAUGCUUUCGUUUACUUUAGUGGCACAUUGGUUGGCUUGCAUUUGGUAUGUGAUUGCUGAAAAGGAGAUAGAGAGUGAAUUAGGUUGGAUUCACACAUUAGCAGAACGGUUAAAACUUCCCGAUGUAGCCAACGUCUCUAAAACAGAUGCAUACGUUACAGCUCUCUACUUUACUUGCACAAGUCUAACUAGCGUUGGUUUUGGUAAUGUAAGCGCCAACACCACAAGCGAAAAAAUUUUCAGCAUAUGUGUGAUGUUAAUUGGUGCUCUUAUGCAUGCUGUCGUUUUUGGGAAUGUUACGGCCAUUAUACAGAGGAUGUACUCUAGACGGUCUCUCUACCAAACCAAAUGGCGGGACCUGAAGGACUUCUUUACUUUGCAUCAAAUACCAAAGGAAUUGAAGCAACGGAUGCAAGAUUAUUUCCAGACCACAUGGUCCCUCAAUCAUGGUAUAGACAUUCACGAGACCUUAAAAGAAUUUCCUGAAGAAUUACGAGGCGAUGUCUCCCUGCACCUUCAUCGAGAAAUUUUGCAGUUGCCGAUAUUUGAAGAGGCUUCCCAAGGGUGCCUCAAACUUCUUUCUUUACACAUUAGAAACAAUUUCUGUGCUCCAGGCGAGUACUUAAUUCACAAAGGAGAUGCACUAAACUACAUUUAUUAUAUUUGCAACGGAUCUAUGGAAGUUGUUCAAGAUGAUAUGGUGGUUGCUAUUCUUGGCAAAGGUGAUCUUGUAGGAAGCGAUAUUAAUCUUCAUCUGCAGCAUCCCUCUAGUGGUCCUCCUCCAGACGUAUCUCGAAUAGGUACUUCAGCCGAUAUAAUCAUCAAAUCAAGUAGCGAUGUGCGUGCACUUACUUAUUGCGAUUUGAAAUGCAUUCAUAUGCAGGGAUUAGUAGACGUACUUAGGUUGUACCCAGAAUAUCAGAAGCAAUUUGCAAACGACAUUCAGCAUGAUUUAACUUUUAAUGUCAGAGAAGGAUAUGAAGCUGAGCAAGAAUCGGAUCCUAAUGGCUUUCCAUCCCUAACACUGCCUAGUAUAAGUGAAGAUGACGAAAUAUUGCACGAAGAAAGAGAAACGUCGUCUUUAUCUCUCAACAGAUCUCCUUUACAUGCCGUUAAAAAUAUUUCUCAACAAGCCAAACAUAACAUGACGUUGCCAGAGUUUCAUCGCCCCCGUUUAGGUGGAGUGGCAACUAAUCAUCUAGCCAUGUUAAGAGAACGUGUCGAACGACAAAGAAGUGUUGUAUUGCCCCAACAAAUAAAAAAGAAUUCUUUUGAAGAUGUCAAUUGUUUAUUGAAUAGUAGUGUUGAAAAUGCGAGAAACAGUGUUGAUAGUUUAGAUAACCAAAUUGCAACUCUUCACCAAAACGUAACAACUCUUAGUACGGAGGUGCGAAAUGCUAUUCAGACUCUUCAGGAAAUGACAAUAUCGUCUUUAUACAGUGGGUCAGUUAAUUAUUCCGCUCAUUCGAAUCCCAAUCUGCAUCAUAGUGGCUCUGGAAUAGGAAGUUUAGCUAGAAGCACUUCACAUCCACCAGAAAUAUUUUACUGGGAAGAGUCGUCAUCUCCACCUUUGACAUUUCGGUCUUUCUCAGUGUGUAUUGAUAAAGAAACACAAACUGACGAUGAACUUUUACAAAAAUUUGUGAAACAGAAUGAAUUAAAAUUUCUUAGAAUGUUAGGAUUAGAUUAUCAGGGAUUAGGGAAAUCCUUGAUCCGGAAAAGCUACAGUGUUCCGGACAAUAGAGGACAAAUGCAACUAAAUAUUCAGAAUAAUUCUUGUGUUAGUCCAUUGAGAGCAGUUGCAGUUACUGAAGAUAAUGAUGAAGAAAAAGAUGAAAGUUGUCCUUUUCUUUGGGAUCAAAAUCGAAAACAAUCGCGAAUAAAACCUUCUGAAAAUUCAUCGUUUCAACUUAAAAAAUCGAAUCAUACUAACAUAUAAAAGUAUAUUCGUUCAACUACAAACAGUGAUAAUAUCUGAAGUCCAUUUCAUAAAAGUUACUAGCCUAGUAACAGUAAUUUAAAAAUUGUAAUUUGUUAAUAGCUAGUCAUUUCUACGAAACGGGUUGUUGCUGUAAAUAUUUGCUUUUGAAAAUAAGUAUUGCUAAUAAAACUUUUUACUGUAGAAAUUAAAAAUAUAGUAAACUACCUAGAAUCUUGGAACUCGCUCCUUGUAUAU